Molecule: messenger RNA, 1473 nt
Organism: Miscanthus lutarioriparius
Lineage: Eukaryota; Viridiplantae; Streptophyta; Magnoliopsida; Poales; Poaceae
Source: the annotation of a GenBank genome assembly
AUGGCGUGCUACUCCGCCGUCCUUCAGCAUCCGCUCGGCUCCUCUCUCACCCCGUGCUCCGCCUCGCGAACCCCACCGCGCCUCCAGCGCGUGGGCGUGGCAACCCCCUCGGUCGCCUCCGCCCGCCCUGUUGCCCGCGUCAGGAUCUCCCCGCGCUGCGCCUACUCCGGCGGCGCCGGCGCCACUCCUGGGCCGGGGGAGCUACCCGCGGCGACGCUCCGUCGGGUCCUGGAGGCGCCGGGUGCGCACCAGGCGCCCGCCUGCUACGACGCGCUGAGCGCACGCCUCAUCGAGCGCGCGGGGUUCAGAGCCUGCUUCACGAGCGGUUUCUCAAUCUCUGCUGCACGACUUGGAUUACCAGAUGUUGGUCUCAUCUCGUACGGGGAAAUGAUUGAUCAGGGGCGUCUAAUCACUGAAGCAGUUUCAAUCCCUGUGAUUGGUGAUGCCGAUAAUGGUUACGGAAACUGUAUGAAUGUCAAGAGGACAGUGAAAGGAUUUAUUAAUGCUGGUUUUGCUGGAAUUAUUCUUGAAGAUCAGGUGUCACCAAAAGCAUGUGGACAUACACAAGGAAGGAAGGUUGUCUCAAGGGAGGAAGCAAUUAUGCACAUAAAAGCUGCUGUUGAUGCCAGGAAUGAGAGUGGCUCUGAUAUUGUUAUUGUGGCUAGGACAGAUUCUCGUCAAGCUUUGUCUCUUGAUGAAGCAUUAUGGAGAGUACAGGCCUUUGCUGAUGCUGGAGCAGAUGUUCUAUUCAUUGAUGCCCUUGCCUCAAGAGAAGAAAUGAAGGCAUUUUGUGCUAUCGCACCUGGAGUUCAAAAAAUGGCCAACAUGUUAGAAGGCGGUGGUAAAACUCCUAUACUGAGCCCUGUUGAACUGGAAGAAAUAGGUUAUAAAAUCAUAGCCUAUCCAUUAUCUCUAAUUGGCGUAUCGAUGCGUGCAAUGGAGGAUGCUCUAAUUGCUAUAAAGGGUGGUCGCAUACCUCCUCCAAGCAGCUUGCCAUCAUUUGAGGAGAUCAAGAAUACUCUUGGGUUCAACCACUAUUAUGAAGAAGAUAAACGAUAUGUGGUGACACCAGCCCAAUCAUUUUACGAGACUGGCUAUGAUAAUUAUACAAGUGAACCAAAAAAUCCAGGAGAUUCCAGGUCCAGGGCUGAAAAACCACAAGAACCUGUUAUUGACAUAUUGCCUCAGCUCUAUGAUAUUGGUUCCAGUGGCAGCAGAGGACCUUCAACUGGAAUGUGGUCUCGAACUCUUCGACUAAAGAUUACAGGAAGAGAUGGAGUCCUGAAAAUUGAUGCCAGGAUACCUGCUGGGUUCUUAGAAGGGAUGACAAAAAUUAUUCCAGGCUUGGCUGGAGCUAAUAUCAUGGAAAGGCUUCGGAAUGCGCCUAUUGAUACAGACAACCCCCAGAAUGGUCAGAUACUGCUUGAUUUUGAGGACGCCAUGGGAGAUAGGAUCCAGGUGUUCAUUGCAUGA